UGUAGCAUUAUAGCUUCUUCGUGUUCUUCAGAUUCGAGUUUCAGCCAUUUAGGUAAGAAUCCUUCUUGAAUUUCUACUUCUUUCCCAGUGAGUUUCAGGCUUUGUUAGAAGUAACCAUGGAAGCAGUUAUCAAGGUUUUCUACUUGUUCAUCUCUGUUAUUGUUUGUACUUGUAUCUGUUAUGUCUCUGCUUUGAGUUCUGAUGGAGAAGCUCUGCUUUCUCUACUCAAUAACCUUUCAGUUCCUUCCUCGAUCAAUUCGAGCUGGAAAUCAUCCGAUUCCACUCCCUGUUACUGGCAAGGAAUAGAGUGUGACCCUACACACAGUGUGAUCUCGUUGAACUUGUCAAGUCUGGGGAUUUCUGGUACAUUGGGACCUGAGAUUGGCCGUCUAAGGUACCUAAAGACCAUUGAUUUUAGCGUCAAUAAUUUCUCAGGUUCACUACCAGUUGAAUUAGAGAGCUGUAGAUCUCUAGAAUAUUUGGAACUUUCAUCAAAUGUGUUCACUGGAGAGAUACCAGGAAGCUGGGAAAUGUUGAGGAAUCUGUCAUAUUUUUCCCUUUAUCAGAAUUCUCUGAGUGGAGAGAUACCUGAAUUCUUGUUCCAAUUUCCAAAUUUGGAAACUGUGUAUCUAAACAACAAUGGGUUCAAUGGUUCAAUCCCGUCGAAUGUAGGAAAUGCAACUGAGCUUGUGUCUCUAUGGUUGAAUAGUAAUCAGUUAUCAGGAACUAUACCUCCCUCUAUUGGGAACUGCACUAAACUGGAAGAUCUUUAUCUGAAUGAUAACAAAUUGGUUGGAAUUUUGCCCGACAGUCUGAACAACCUUGAAAACCUCAUUAAUUUGUAUAUGGAAACAAACAGUUUAAGUGGUAGGAUUCCAUUGGGUUUGGGUCAUUGUAAGAGAUUGAGUGCAUUGGUUUUAUCUGACAACCAGUUUAGUGGAGAAAUCCCUUCAAGCUUGGGCAACUGCAGUGGCUUGACGAUCUUUGCUGCUGUCAGUGAUGGUUUAACGGGGCAUAUUCCGUCUUCCCUUGGUUUAUUGACGGAGCUUACGUUUCUAUACCUUUCUGGAAACCAAUUGUCAGGGAAUAUACCGCCUGAGCUUGGGAACUGUAAAUCCUUGGAAGAGUUAAUGUUGAAGGAAAACCAGCUCCAAGGAGAAAUUCCAAGUGAACUGGGGAUGUUGAAAAGCUUAAAGCAGCUUCAAUUGUACACCAACCAAUUGACUGGAGAGAUUCCAACAAGCAUUUGGACGAUUCCAACCCUUGAGGUUUUCCAUGUUUAUAACAACAAUUUGUCUGGGGAAUUACCAUUGGAGAUGACUGAACUUCGAAACCUGAGAAACAUUUCAUUGUUCAACAACAAGUUUUCUGGAGUCAUACCCUCAACCUUGGGGAUAAACAGUAGCUUAUUGGAGUUGGAUUUCACUAACAAUUUGUUUUCUGGUGAAAUCCCACCAAACCUUUGCUUUGGGAAACAAUUGCAACUCUUGACCAUGGGUGCCAAUCUACUGCACGGUAGCAUAUCUGCAGAUGUUGGAAGCUGUCCGACCUUGAGAAGGUUGAUUCUCCAAGAAAACAGUCUCACUGGCUCUCUUCCACAUUUCAUAGAAAACCCAAACCUCUUAUUCAUGGACAUCAGUGGAAAUAAUAUAAAUGGGACAAUUCCUCCAAGCUUGGGGAGUUGUACAAAUCUUACAUCAAUUGACUUGUCUCGGAAUAAGUUGAUGGGGCCUAUACCUCCUGAUCUAGGAAACCUUGUGGGUUUGGAGUUUUUGAACCUCUCUUAUAACCAUUUGCAAGGCCCAUUUCCUCCGGAUAUCUCAAACUGUGUCAAACUGUAUUAUCUGAAUGUGGCUUCCAACUCAUUGAAUGGUUCAGUGCCCGGGAGUAUAAGGAACCUAACAGAAUUAACAAAUUUGAUUUUGGGAGAAAAUCGUUUCACUGGGGGAAUUCCAGAUUUCUUGUCAAAUUUUAAUAAACUUGUAGAGCUACAGAUUGGGGGAAAUUUGCUGGGAGGUAAUAUUCCAGCAUCAAUUGGAGAACUGCAGAGUCUGAACAUUGCUUUGAAUCUCAGUGGUAAUGAAUUGACCGGGCAAAUUCCAUCAGAGAUGGGGAAGUUGACUAUGCUACAAAGAUUGGAUAUUUCUUACAACAAUCUGACAGGAAGUUUAGCAACACUUAAUCAACUAGAGUCACUAAUUGAGGUGAAUGUUUCAUAUAAUCUCUUCACUGGUCCACUACCGGACGCAUUGAUGAAGUUCCUGAGUUCUUCUCCAUCUUCAUUCUUGGGGAAUUCUGGCCUUUGUGUUAAUUGUCAUCUAAGUAGUGCUGGAUCAUGUGGUCAUAACAUUUUAAGUCCAUGUCGUCAGUAUCAGUCAUGUGAUUGUAAGAAAGGCCUUAGUAAACUAAAGAUUGCAAUGAUAGCACUUGGAUCAUCUUUGUUCUGUGUUCUGGUGAUUCUCUUGUUGAGCUAUUUGCUUUACUGGUGCAGAAGAGAAUCAUCAGACAUUGAAAUCUUUGCCUAUGAAGGUUCAUCUCUGUUACUGAUCAAGGUGAUGGAGGCUACUGAUAAUCUGAAUGAAAGAUUCAUUAUUGGAAGAGGAGCUCAUGGGACUGUUUACAAGGCAUCGUUGGAUCAGGAGAAGAUUUAUGCUGUAAAGAAGUUUACAUUUGCAGGACAGAAAGAAGCACGUGCAAGCAUGAUCAGAGAAAUCGAAACUAUUGGGAAAAUCAGGCACCGGAAUCUUGUGAAAUUUGAAGAGUUCUGGUUAAGAGAGAAGUAUGGAUUGAUCUUGUACAAGUACUUGGAGAACAGAAGCCUUCAUGAUGUAUUACAUGAGCACAAUCCUGCUCAAAUCCUUGGGUGGGAUGUUCGUUACAGAACAGCACUGGGAACAGCCCAAGGAUUGGCUUAUCUCCACAACGACUGUAUUCCUCCUAUUGUGCACAGAGAUAUCAAACCAAACAACAUACUUUUGGACUCAGAUAUGGAACCUCAUAUCUCUGAUUUUGGCAUUGCCAAGUUCAUGGAUAACUCUUCCACUUCGAAUCGGUCAGCCACAGUUGCGGGCACUAUUGGAUAUUUUGCACCAGAGAUUACAUAUGCAAUGGGAAAGGGCAAGGAAGCAGAUGUGUACUCCUAUGGGGUCGUCUUGCUUGAGUUGGUAACCCGUAAAAAGGCCGUGGAUACUUCAUUACCAGAAGGCAUGGACUUGGUGAGUUGGGUACGCUCAACCUGGAUCAACACUGAAUCCAUCCAUGGAAUUGUGGAUCCUAGUCUAAUGGAAGAAAUCAUGGAUUCAACUGUCAUGGACGAAGUAAUUGAUGUGCUCUUGGUGGGUUUGAAAUGUACAGAAAAGCAGCCAAGUGACAGACCGCCGAUUAAAGAUGUGGUGAAACUGCUAAUAGGUGCAAAAGCUCAUCAUGGUCAGGAUAAGUUCAAACACUAAUUCACAAAUCCAACUAUCAUGUAAGAAACAGUUGAUGGUGGUGAAGUGUAGGGAAAGAGAUCAACAAUAACAGAUGUAAUGAAGAUUAGAA
Telopea speciosissima is the source of this 3540-nucleotide messenger RNA. Its product is annotated as receptor-like protein kinase. The coding region runs from base 117 to 3449 and encodes 1110 amino acids. Lineage: Eukaryota; Viridiplantae; Streptophyta; Magnoliopsida; Proteales; Proteaceae. Gene Ontology annotation, molecular function: ATP binding; protein kinase activity; protein binding. The record is from RefSeq and is a predicted model, not a curated record. The transcript is spliced from 2 exons. Gene Ontology annotation, biological process: protein phosphorylation.